AUGUCGGACAUGCUGCUGCUGUUUGGGCCUGUGUUACAGCAGCAACAGGCACCACCGAUGCUGACGGGCAGGGAGAAAGGGGCCAGGCGAGGGGCACAAUGUGUGCAUGUGGCUUGUGUGAAAGCAAAGGGAGACGUCGACCAUCCGCAUGUGUUUUACAGCAAGGAGCAUCUAAUUGAGGGGCACCCGCCCUGCGGAAUGGCUCAUACCAACAACUGGAGCCCUGGACCCCCAUGCUCCCCCCCACGACGCCGACAGGCCCGCCCGCCGUCUCGCACCAUUCCCGCCUCUCACACGGUCUGCGUCAUGGUCACGCGCCAGCGGCCCUUGGCGGUGGGCUGCGCGUCGCGCAGCACCAGCCGCCCCUUGCCAGAGCAGGAGAUGAUGUCCCCCGCGCUCAGCUCCACGCUGGGCUUGGCCACGGGGCGCCAGUUCACCCGCACGGAGCCCUGGCGCACGAGGUCUGCUGCCUUGGAGCGGCUGAGGCGUAGGCCCGCCGACAGGAUGGAGUCCAGGCGCAGGGAGGCCUCCACGCUGGACACCUCCCUGAUUCGCGGGGGGGGCAGCGCCAGGUCAGCAAGGUCCGUGAGGGAGAGGGUCACGGGGACGCUUCGCACCUGGGGGGUAUUGAGGGGGGGGGAAGGUGUGAGGCGAGGGAGGCGUGCCUGA
Molecule: messenger RNA, 669 nt
Organism: Auxenochlorella protothecoides
Lineage: Eukaryota; Viridiplantae; Chlorophyta; Trebouxiophyceae; Chlorellales; Chlorellaceae
Exons: 1
Coding region: 1-669 (222 amino acids)
Source: RefSeq, a predicted model, not a curated record